GAACUUAAUUAGUAACUGAAUAGAGAGAAAUCGAUAAGGGACGAAUUCAGAAUCAAUAAAAUACGAUUUUUUUUAAUUACGGGACGAAUUGGGAAUCGAUUAAACCCGAAUUAUUUAUGUUAGGGACGAGUUGGGAAUCAAUUAAAAAUGAGAAAUUUCUUAAUUGAUUAAUUAGGGACGAAUCGGGAGUAAACCUUCUGUUUAUAUAUCAGAUACAGACAAUCAUCGUGUAAUGAAAUGGAGAAAAGAUGCAAAAGAAGGAAUUAUUGUUGCUGGUGGAAAUGGUCAAGGAAAUAGUCUCAGUCAAUUGUCUUAUCCUCAAGGAGUGAUUGUUGAUCAUUUGGGUCAAAUCUACGUGGCCGAUCAAUGGAAUCAUCGAGUAAUGCGCUGGUGUGAAGGUGAUAAAGAAGGUAAAAUUGUUGUUGGUGGAAAUGGUAAAGGAAAUCAAUCAAGUCAAUUAAAUUGUCCUACAGGUUUAUCAUUUGAUUAUGAAGAAAAUCUUUAUGUUAUUGAUCGCGAAAAUCAUCGAAUCCAAAAAUAUGAAAAAAUUUGA
Adineta steineri is the source of this 553-nucleotide messenger RNA. The record is from the annotation of a GenBank genome assembly. Lineage: Eukaryota; Metazoa; Rotifera; Eurotatoria; Adinetida; Adinetidae.